GACUGGCUCUGAGGCGAGAGCUGCGAGGCGCGUCCUGUGCGGCUGAAGGGAUGGCGGAGCGGAGCUGGUUCGAAGCGGGGGGUUCUCUGCUGGAAAGGGUCGCGGCCGGCAGCCCGCUCUCCCUGCUUCUGGCCGCUUCUGCUUUUGCUCUGAGCUUGGGCUACUUGUUGCAGCUCGGCUCUCGCCAACAGCGACAGUCUGGUAGCAGCCGGAAGUAUCCACCUUACAUUCCAUCAAAUAUCCCUUUUUUGGGACAUGCAAUUGCAUUUGGAAGAAAUCCUAUCCAAUUUUUAGAAGAUGCCUAUGAAAAGUAUGGGCCUGUAUUUAGCUUCACUAUGGUGGGAAAGACCUUCACCUAUCUCGUGGGCAGUGAUGCAGCUGCUCUCUUGUUCAAUGGUAAAAAUGAAGAGUUGAAUGCAGAAGAAGUGUAUUCACGGCUGACCACUCCUGUCUUUGGCAAGGGAGUAGCUUAUGAUGUACCCAAUGCAGUAUUUUUGGAACAGAAGAAGAUGCUAAAAACUGGGCUGAAUAUAAAUCAAUUUAAAAAUCAUAUAUCAAUAAUUGAGAAAGAGACUAUAGAAUACUUUAAAACUUGGGGAGAUAAAGGAAAAAGAAAUUUGUUUGAAGCACUUUCAGAACUAAUCAUUUUGACAGCAAGCCACUGUUUACAUGGGAAGGAAAUAAGAAGCAUUCUCAAUGAGAAAGUAGCACAGCUCUACGCUGAUUUGGAUGGGGGAUUUACUCAUGCUGCGUGGCUCUUACCAGGGUGGCUGCCUUUACCCAGCUUCAGAUGCAGAGACAGAGCCCAUCAUAAAAUAAAAUCUAUUUUCUAUGAAGUAAUUCAGAAACGACGACAGUCUUUGACAAGAGAGGACAACAUGCUGCAAACACUACUGGAUGUUACUUACAAAGAUGGUCGCCCUCUAACAGAUGAUGAAAUUGCUGGGAUGCUUAUCGGAUUGCUUUUAGCAGGCCAGCAUACAUCUUCAACCACCAGCACUUGGCUUGGCUUCUUUUUGGCUAGAGAUAAAUCAAUACAGGAACAGUGUUAUGAGGAACAGAAAACUGUGUGUGGAGAAGAUUUACCUCCACUGAACUAUGAUCAGGUCAAGGAUUUGAAUUUGCUGGAUCGUUGCUUGAAAGAAACAUUAAGACUUAGACCACCUAUAAUGACCAUGAUGAGGAUGGCUAAAACUCCCCAAACUGUUGCUGGUUAUACAGUUCCACCUGGUCAUCAAGUUUGCGUAUCUCCUACUAUCAAUCACAGACUUAAAGACUGUUGGGUGGAAAAUUUAAAGUUCAAACCAGAUCGUUACCUUCAAGAUAAUCCUGCAGCUGCAGAAAAGUUUGCAUUUGUGCCAUUUGGUGCUGGUCGUCACCGUUGCAUUGGAGAGAACUUUGCAUAUAUUCAGAUUAAGACAAUUUGGUCAACACUUCUGCGUUUAUAUGAAUUCGAUUUAGUGGAUGGAUACUUUCCUACCAUAAAUUAUACAACUAUGAUUCAUACACCUACUAAUCCAAUAAUUAUAUACAAAAGGAGAUCACAAAAUAAGACACAUACAUUGUAGAGAAACUCUUCUAGAUCAGCUAAAGAAGAGGUUGAUCAGUGCCUGUAAUGUAAUUUGUGAAGAAAUUUGAAAUUUUGCGCUACAAUUUGCCCUGUUUUAUUUCAUGUUUCCAUAACCUGAACGUGUUUGAGCUUAUUUUGCUUUUUGUUAAAGAUCUUACUAAACUUAAUUUCAGAGGUUCAAAGAUAACAAAUGGAUGCAAAUAGAUUCUUUAGAAACAUAAGAUGUUUCCAUAUCAUUUAAAUAUGGAAAAAAAGUAACACUAUCAUUGAAUACUGAAAUACAAAGCCAACUUCAGAUUAUUAUAACUUUGUAAACAUUGGCAUAGUGGACUUCUCUGUGACUAACAAGAGACUCCUUCAAGGACUGCUGCUGUUAACAUAUUUUCCAGAAGUGAUAUUGUUUCUUCUUAAAAUCAAAUUUUAAUCAUUUUUUAAAAAACAGAGUUUUAAAAUCACUGAGGAAAAACAAAUCUUGUUGCCUUCAUCUCAAAGACUGUGACUCCUGAAGCCUAAUAUGAUAGGUUAAUAUAAUGCGCAGUCUGUUCCAAGUAUCAUAUGGAAUAUUUGCUAUUACAUACGUCAUCUCUGUCUGAAGGAUACAGCAAUAAAGCCUUCAGGAUUUUUAAAAUAUUAAUUUGUUAAGGUGAUUAGUGAGUUACUAGUAGCUCUUUUGCAGAAACUUGGAAUGUUUAGUCUUUGUUACAUGGUGACUAGGAGUAUUAAUUGGUUAUGGUGAUUAGUGAAAUAUUAGCAGCUCUUCUGCAGAAACUUGGAAUGUUUAGUCAUUGUUAUGUGACUAGGGAUAUAGAAUAUUAUUUGUAUAAUGGAAAAAAGUUGUCAUUUGACCUUCAAUAAUGUUUUUAAUUAAAGAGAGUGAAAGUUG
Python bivittatus (Burmese python) is the source of this 2453-nucleotide messenger RNA. RefSeq names its product cytochrome P450 family 51 subfamily A member 1 (gene CYP51A1). Gene Ontology annotation, molecular function: oxidoreductase activity, acting on paired donors, with incorporation or reduction of molecular oxygen; monooxygenase activity; iron ion binding. NCBI's taxonomy places the organism in Eukaryota, Metazoa, Chordata, Lepidosauria, Squamata, Pythonidae. The record is from RefSeq and is a predicted model, not a curated record.